Daldinia caldariorum is the source of this 849-nucleotide messenger RNA. Its product is annotated as putative iron reductase domain protein. The record is from RefSeq and is a predicted model, not a curated record. NCBI's taxonomy places the organism in Eukaryota, Fungi, Ascomycota, Sordariomycetes, Xylariales, Hypoxylaceae. Bases 122 to 757 code for a protein of 211 amino acids. The transcript is spliced from 3 exons.
CUGUGAGGUGACGAUGCUGUUGACGUUUAUUGAUAUAAAAGCAGAGGGCUCCAUUCCAGACACCUGUGUCGACCUGCUGGUUUAUUUCUGCUUAUAACAACAUCUCUCUAAAUAAGCAACCAUGAAGUGGUCCGCACUCGCUGGUGUUAUUGGCCUUGCUGGGUCCGCUCUGGCCCAGCUGGACUCGAGUCCAUUCGUCGACGCGGACACUGGAAUAACUUUUCAGUCCUACACAACCACGGAUGGUAUCACUUACAACCUGGCUCUUCCGGCAGAGGCGACCGGCGAUGCUGCCUAUGACGUGAUCCUCCAGAUCGUAGUACCGGUGGAACUGGGCUGGGCCGCAUGGGCUUGGGGCGGUGCCAUGACUUACAAUCCUCUGACUAUCGUAUGGCGCGACGGAGACAAGGUUCAGUUUUCCUCCCGCGAAGCUACCGGAUACUACCUGCCUGGCGCGUACGAGGAUGCGAAGUACACGGUCCUCAAGGGCACCAGCGCCAACGAGACGCACUUCAAAUUCACGGCGCUCUGCACCGGCUGCGCCAGCUGGACCGACUUCGACGGAAACCCGUACAUCCUCAACGGCGCCGGGGACACCAACUUCGCCUACUCCUUCUCCGCGACCCCGGUCGAGGAGCCGGCGAAUCCGGAGACGGGCUUCAGCAUCCACGACAGCGUGGGCCGGUGGAUCCACGACCUGGGCAACGCCCGAUCCGACAAGUUCAAGGAGUGGGUGACGACCAACACUAUCGCGUAGGUACAAAAGAGAACAACUCGAACAGAACGAAUAAGGUUUGGCUUGGACUUAUAAAUGAGAGCAGCACGGACCUAGAGCUAUGAGAUUCGAGG